UUGUUUACAUCGAGUCGCUUCUUGAAGUCUAUCGUAGGAAAAGUGGUCGUUCUUCCUGCGCAACGCUCUAACUAUUCCUUGUGAUUGCCAUCGUUUUGACCUUCAUAAUUUUCCGAACAAUGAACCCGUCACAAAUGGGGGCAGUCAAUCCUCAAAUGGCACAGGCCCAACAGCAGGUCAUGAUGCAACAGAGUCAACAGCAAGGUCCAGGACCUGGCGUUAUGAAUCCGGGGAUGGUUCCAGGUCCACAACAGAAUAUGGCACAAAGUCAGCAAGCACAAGAUCAACAACAACAGCAACAACAGCAACAGCAACAGCAGCAGCAACAACAACAGCAACAGCAACAGCAGCAGCAGCAACAAGAGCAGAAAUUAGACAGCAUUAGUCGUGUCAAGGGCCAUUAUUGGCAGAUGAAAGAUGCACUUAUGGAUACCCUUGGUUGUGGUUCUACCAAUGUUACCUUGAAUUCCCAGAUUGACCAUGGAUCAAGAAAUGCAGGAGAAGGGCAUCAUGCCAAGUUUGAGGAAUCCCUUGAAAAAUUUUAUGCAUUAUGUGACCAAAUGGAAUUGAAUCUAAUAACAGCAAUUGAUGUCCAGUUGCAAGGGAAGGCAUCUCAGCUGUACACACCAAGUUCAAUUAAUACACACCCUGUUGAUGUCCAGAAGUAUUCGCAUUAUCUCUCUACUGUCAGAAAUCAAGUGGUGUACGCAAAGGAUAUACACAGUGCUCUUGUGGAUGCUGCUACAAGUAUGUCUAGUAUUAAUGCAAUCACAUCAAUGGAUAAUAACAAUUGAUGCUAUGGCUUCAAUAAUAUUUUCUAAUUUAUAAUUUUUAUGAUUUUGGUCUGGAAAUGACGCAGAAAUCUAUGACUGUCAUACAGAUUUUACUGGAAAAAACGUUGUUGUGUAAUUUUAAUAAAAAAUAUUAAGAA
Macrobrachium nipponense is the source of this 931-nucleotide messenger RNA. RefSeq names its product mediator of RNA polymerase II transcription subunit 29-like. Gene Ontology annotation, biological process: regulation of transcription by RNA polymerase II. Gene Ontology annotation, cellular component: mediator complex. The transcript is spliced from 5 exons. The record is from RefSeq and is a predicted model, not a curated record. The coding region runs from base 120 to 794 and encodes 224 amino acids. NCBI's taxonomy places the organism in Eukaryota, Metazoa, Arthropoda, Malacostraca, Decapoda, Palaemonidae. Gene Ontology annotation, molecular function: transcription coregulator activity; transcription factor binding.